GGGGGAGGGAGGGUCAUGGGUGUGACAGGCAGGUGGAGUCAGGGCCCGCCAGUCACCUUGGCUCCUGACCUCUGUCCAGACCCGCCCACAGAGAGACCAUAAAACCUUGAGAGGCGAAGGCAGGGAGGAGCAGGAGCAGCAUCUGGACCCUGGGUUGUGGCCCCUGAGUCUGGAGCCACCGGUCCCCAGAGCACCCUCCACACUGAGAGGGACGGCGACAUGAGGAGGCUCCUCCUGGUCACCAGCCUGGUGGCUGUGUUGCUGCUAGAGGCAGGCUCAGCCCCAACACCCCAGGCCCUUGUCAAGAUCAAAGGCAAAGCCGGCGCUGAGCAGGACAUGGAAGAGGCCUGGAGCUCCGGGCUGGUGGAUCCUCCGGGGAAGGACAAGCAGUGGGAGCAGCUGCUCCAGGUCGCCUCCCAGGAGCAGCAGGAAGGUGCCAAGGCCCUGGCAGGGAACAAGGACACCCUGGACCGUGUCCCAAGCCCCAAGUGGGGCCCUGAGCCCGACCGUGACCACCUGUACCACAGCUGGCCGCAGGAGGCCCAGGAGGAGGCCAGGCCCUGGGCCCGGGCGCUGCCACCUCGCCAAGUGCUUCAAGGACCUGAGGAGGACCGAGACCACAUCUACCACCCCAGGGGUGACUCCUGGGAGCCCUGACCCCUCCCCAGCUGGAGCAAAUAAAGUCUGCAAAGAGGCGGA
This is a messenger RNA of Sus scrofa (pig), 699 nucleotides long. RefSeq names its product proline rich acidic protein 1 (gene PRAP1). The record is from RefSeq and is a predicted model, not a curated record. NCBI's taxonomy places the organism in Eukaryota, Metazoa, Chordata, Mammalia, Artiodactyla, Suidae.